CACCAAUUGAAGCAGCUCUAUAACCCUUUGUUACUCGUCCUCACUCCCGUGGCACGUUCUACUCGCUUCUUUCACAGUGAUGUUCCAUUCAAAGGCGGUGCAAGCUUUGUGGUUGUGAUUGCCCCUUAUUGAGCAGCAAAGAAAGAAUGCAAUGAAACAAUCCAAUUCCUUGCCCAGCUUUGAUCCACGAUCGAUUCGAUAUGUGGUAGGUGAGAAAUGAAACGGUGUGGACAGUGCCUUGCUCACUUCAUUAAGGAUUGUGCGGUUGCGGGUUGCCAUUAUUCUGAUUGAGUCACAUAGAUCAACAGGCCAAUGAUAUGUUGAAUACAGACACUCUACUGGUAUUCACGGUUUCGCAGCUAACAUGUAUUGCAGGAGUGGCAGUCUCCACUGAUGUCGUUGCCUACCGUACGGUACGGUAGUCCAAGGACUGUCUCUGCUGCAGCAAAAAGUGUUUCAUUUCUGCUAAAAGCGAAUUACUGUAUCAAACUUCCCAAGAUCAACGAUUGCCGCAUUUACCCAUCAGCGACAAUCUCUUGUCGCAGGUUUCCUGGGGCAUUCAACCAUGAUAUUUGGAGAUUGGCAAAGACGGACGGUGGGAUCUUGAUAUCUUCCUUCUCUCGUAGAAGCAAUUGGCAGCUGUCCAACAAUGCUGUGGACUCGUCGUCCAGACGAAAUCCUUCCACAUCCCCCAUCCGUUGCUGGAAUCUUCCAAUUCUGUCUGGCUCGACAUCUUCCAUGGUCAUGACGGUGACCAUAUCUGAGAGUAUGUUGGCGCGUGAUAGAAAUCCCCCCGAGGACGAAAUGCUGUCAGCGACCUCGGAAGUGACACGUUGUCGAUCCUCAAACUGGGCCAUACCCUUGAGACGAAGCCAGAAUGGGAAAACUGCCGGUUGUGGUUGAGCUGCAGCGCUUGUAGACAUCAUCAGUUUCGUGGAAGGGGCGGCAAGCAUCGACGAAGGAUGUCGGGCUAUCGAGGCCAUUAGAAAUAGAGGGGCUUUUGUGGAUGGAAUGUACAUAUUCUAUUGUUAAACUGGUGUGUUGUUGUUGUUGUUCUUUUGUUUUUUGUGUGUUCUUCUCUUUUAGACCUUGGGGUUGGUGUUGGUGUUGCCAUGAUGAAGGAGGUGAUGGUGGGAAGCCUUUUGAUGUUCUGUCUCGUAUCGUGUCUCGUGUCGGAGCCGCGAAGAUCCGAAGAUCUUUGAUGGGAAAAUCGUUCCCACGAUUCACAGAAUGAAGCAACUCUAACCCUUUUGCUGAAGUGUCUGCUCGUGUAUCGUCUCUGUCUCACUCCCGCGGCAAAUUCUGGUACAGUACUUUUGCACAUUAUUUGCAUCAUGCUGGCUGCUUCUUCGACAAUGAAGCAUCUGCAAUCAUUACAGUUCCAAAUUACUAUUAGAAUGUAAAUCAAGCCCUGUUGUAGAAACAAACCCAAUCACAGGAACACGCAACACGUAACAAGGGAGCAGUUGAAGGAGAUCUCUUUCAGCCAACGUCGUGAAACCUGCGUUCGGUUGGCGUAACGUUUGAUUGGGGCCUGCCUGUUCGUCUGUUCUGCUUGCAAUUCAUCAGUCACUUGGUAUCCACAAUCCACAAAUCACACACCUCCAAUAGCACAGUCCCGGAAGUUGGCACGAUGUAGCGAAAGAUACCUUAUCUGACCAAACUCCGAGGUAAGCAAUGGUGCCAAUGAUGAUCGUUCCAGCCAUGGCUGACGCAUCUUAUGUUGCCAAAUCUAUGAAAGAUUCAAGCGUUGUUGGCAGAGUUCCUGAAAGCGUGUUGCCAGAUAGAUCGAGAACUGUAUUCAUCCAGGCCUACCGUACCUCAGAAGGCUGUCCACCGGAGAGUUUGUUCCUUUUCUGGGGGCAAGUUGCAGACGACGAGUGAGAAGAUGGCGUUGCGAGGCAACUCUCUUCGUAAGAUGUCUUGCACUUACCAGCAUAUAUAUUCCAAGGAAAACAGAUGCCCAGCUGCUCUGGAAUGGUGCCAUUCAGGAAAAUAUUUUGAGACACAACUUGGUCAGAUUGAAAGGGCUCAAACUUAACUGAUACUUUGGUCAGGGGCGCCAUCCCAGACACCUCAUGCGAUCUUGCCUUACUGAUCGUGUGUGUUUUCAGCCGCACGAGCAAGCUUUGCAUGUGAUAACAAAUGGAUGGGAAUGUUUGCUUAACCCAACCAAUUAUAUAUAGAUGGAGAACUCAAAAGCCUGUUCGCUGUUCGUCCUUCGGCUUGCAUGGGCUUCUGAGCUUGAACUGGUCAGCAGUUCGGGAAAGUUGGACCCGUUGCACCUCCGAAAUCGCUCCGUUUCAAUAGCUCAAGUGAGUCCCACCCAUGAGCGCUGUUGGUGCAUCUCUGCAUGCCUUGUACGUACGGAGCACAAGUCGUGGCUGAGAGAGGUCUUUGUGCACGUAGCCGGUUACCGCUCAGCCAUCGUGCUACCAGCACCUCGAGGUAAAAAGCCCAUUUGAUUGAAACGGAGUAAAAUUGACGAUUUGAUUAGGCAUAAAUGACUUUCCAUGAGAAGAGUCUGAUAAUUGUCUGAAAAGAAACCAUCCUUCCAUAAGACAAUGGUGAGAUAAGUGUCAGACGAUUGUCAGACAAUAGCUAAAUCUUAUUUCAGAUGAUCACUAAAUCUUUCAGACGAUCGCUGGUUACUCUUGGCAUUAUUCGGUACUGCGUUCAACUGAGUACUAGAUGUUCCGAGUCAUCGCCAAUAAUCGCCUGAGAAAGUGGGGUCUUCGCCAAUAAUCGUCUGACAGAAACUGUCUGACAUAAUCGUCUUAAGACAGUUGUCAGACGAUUAAAAGUUAAUUGUCAGACGAUUAAAAGUAAUCGUCUUAUGACUGCCUGAUAUGACUUAAGCAACAUGAAAUUCACUCCAAAAAUCCAGUUUUUACACAAAUAAAGAACCAAUUGGAGACCUUUACCUCGAGGCGCAGCAAAUGCUAACUUGACUUGGGGAGUGGGGAGGCCUACUAGCUAGCAAGUACCGAUAUCGCAGUCCCGAACGCGAUGAAGACGAACCCCAAAGAAAUAUCAUUGUUUCCCGUCCCGCGCGCACGUCUCGUGUUUGAUGACUCACAGUUCUGCAUCAUCUUUCGUCCAUCCACGUAAGCAGUUUGUGGUAAUUCUUGCCACGCAUUCGAUCUCUGCUGGUUGAAGCACCACGCUACGGCAAUGGAUGAUGCUGCUGCUUCAAGCAAUUUGGUGACGGUACGAGUGGUACGCAUUCAGGAAAUGUGCUGUUGUCAAGUCCUUGAUGGCUGUCUCCUCUUUCUUCUCAAAAACGAAACAAACAAAACGCAAUCUAAUCUUUGCUAUAAGGAUUCAAUACCAUGCCGACAUCCUCCGAUCUCUUUCCUCCCAUGCACCUCCAAGAAACAGAUAACGACUAUUAUCUGGUAGACGAAGACUAUGACGAGAACGAUUGGGAACCAAUUCUGGAGUCUGAUUGUUGUUGCAGUAUCAGUCUCAGUACCGACAGCAAUGAGUCAGACGAAACAUUAUCCAUCGACGAGCCAGAAUGUGAAAACAACAUCAAACUCAAGUCUCUAGACCCACCCGCCCUUCCAACGGUAUCCUCCAGAUCCGUCAAGCUCUUCCUCCUCAUCCUUUCCAUACCUCUCCUGCUGGCCAUGAUAUCUGCGUCGUUUCCCACGGCAGACUUUCAAGAUGGUCUGGAUACACUCUAUGUGCCAGGGCUGGGCUUUUCCGGCUUUUGGUUUACCCUGGGACGCCUCAAGAGCAUUCCCGACAAGGCGUCCAAGCAUUACGUUUGCUUCUCGGCCGGAUGCUUGGGAUCUGUGGCCAUUCUCAAUGAUUUUUCCGUCGAGGAAAUGGCCUGCAUGGCCGAAACAGCACAACAACGAUGGAAACGAGGAGAAAUCGACCGCUUUCAAGUGGUCACACAGUUUGUCGAUGGUCUGGUCUACCGGGACUUUGAUGGCUGUUUGGCGAGCAACAAGAACAACAAGCAAAGUAGAAAGAAGAAUAUCAUCCCCAUCAACAACCCCAAUCUGUUCUCCAAACUUCACGUCCUUACCACGGCACCAACCAUGGGAAGAGCCGAGGCAGUGAUGCGAUCGCCCACAUCGCUGGACGAACUGAGAGAAAUGUUGAUUCAGACUGCGUGGAUUCCCAUCGCCACGGGGGAUGGUCUCACACACAAAGGACACAUGGAUGGCGGUUUCUCCUUUUGGAAACACCCCAGGUGUACCAAGUCCGUCAAUCUACCACUGGAAGCAGGUCUCAUUUUCAAUAGCCUCAACAUCAACAUGCCGGUAGAGAAAGCAUACCAACUAUGGAACCAAGGCAUGGAAUACGGACUGUGAGCCUACUGGCUACUAGUUGAGAAACUAGUACUUAGGGCUCUGUACAAAUCAAAUCAAACCAAUCAUUUUGCACAAACAAACGAACGAAACGAGUAGUUGUACAACGGCAUCAACUUUUACAUAGCCAACUUUAGACUUUAAUUAACUUUUGAUGAAUCUUUC
This is a messenger RNA of Seminavis robusta, 4490 nucleotides long. NCBI's taxonomy places the organism in Eukaryota, Bacillariophyta, Bacillariophyceae, Naviculales, Naviculaceae. The record is from the annotation of a GenBank genome assembly.